AUGAAGCCAUUAAGAUUCACCCACCACAAAACCUGCACGAAUAUAGCCAUCUUAGAUGAAGCCAUAGAUUUCACCACCACAAACCUCCAAUUACUAUUACCUCAAUUAAGUUCUGACCUCGCAAAUGAAGUUAGCCAUGCCCUCAAUCGACCCAUCCGCAAAUGUUUGCCAAGGUUAGAGGCAAGGCAUUAUAUUGAAGUCUAUGAACGGGAGAAAUCACACAAUAGUACAUUACUAAAGUUUGCGAAGUUAGAUUUCAACAGGUUACAACAACUACAUCAGAAGGAACUACGUGGCAUCUCUGAGUGGUGGAAAAACUUAGACGUACCAACAAAGCUGCCUUAUGCAAGAGAUAGAGUGGUGGAGUGCUACUUUUGGAUGAUGGGAAUUUAUUUUGAACCCAAAUAUUCAUUUGGAAGAAGGAUGAUGACAAGAGUCGUGGCCACUUUAUCCCUACUCGAUGAUACUUAUGAUAACUAUGGUACAUGUGCAGAACUAGAGAUCCUUACCGAAGCUAUCCAGAGCCUUGUUCACUUUCCUCUUGUUCAUCUUUAUUCUACAAAGAAUAUCCACAAACUUAUUCUACAAAGAAUAUCCACAAACUACUCUGCAAAAUUAGCCCCAGGGCCAUGGAAGCUACCAAUAAUAGGAAACAUGCAUCAGCUCCUCGGCUCUAUCCCUCAUCACCGCUUAAGACAUUUAUCAAACCAAUACGGCCCUGUAAUGCAUCUCAAGCUCGGCCAAAUUUCCAAUAUUGUCAUUUCUUCGCCGGAAGCUGCCAAAAAAGUAAUGAAAACUCACGACAUCAUUUUCUCCCAAAGGCCUUUUCUCCUUGCAGGGGAGAUUAUCUUUUAUAACUUCAAAGACAUCGCUUUAGCCCCUUACGGCGAUAGUUGGCUUGACGGCGAGAGUUGGAGGACAGAUUGCGUAAGAUUUGUACGCUUGAGAGCUAUUAAGCACAGAAACCGCGAAAAGAUCAUUUAG
This is a messenger RNA of Jatropha curcas, 984 nucleotides long. Lineage: Eukaryota; Viridiplantae; Streptophyta; Magnoliopsida; Malpighiales; Euphorbiaceae. The record is from RefSeq and is a predicted model, not a curated record.